This is a messenger RNA of Kazachstania africana CBS 2517, 2466 nucleotides long. It is a transcript of the gene CDC24, whose product is annotated as Rho family guanine nucleotide exchange factor CDC24. Lineage: Eukaryota; Fungi; Ascomycota; Saccharomycetes; Saccharomycetales; Saccharomycetaceae. The coding region runs from base 1 to 2466 and encodes 821 amino acids. Gene Ontology annotation, molecular function: protein binding; guanyl-nucleotide exchange factor activity. The record is from RefSeq and is a predicted model, not a curated record. Gene Ontology annotation, biological process: establishment of cell polarity; septin ring organization. The transcript has a single exon. Gene Ontology annotation, cellular component: cytoplasm; nucleus; division septum.
AUGGUGGUUGUACAGGCUUCUAGGAAAACAAUUUCAGUCUCAGAGGGCAAUGUAAUGUCGUCAAAUAAAGGACCUCAGAAUGUCAUGAAUGUCUCGGUGAAGGCACAGGAUUCCCUUUAUUAUAUUUGUUUGAAUGUGAAGAGAAGGUUGGAGCGUUUACCACAGUUGUUACCUUAUUUAAAUUUAGCAUAUGCUUCAAGCGAGCUACUGAGUGAAAGACAAUCAUUGUUACUGUCUCAGAAACAACAGCAGCAGUUAUUGGAGAAGCAGCAGGAACAAAGCCCCAAGCUUAAUGGUCAGGGUCAUAGAAGUAUAUCUUCUGCUGUCAGAGACAGCCACGAUGGCUUCAUGAGUAGUACGAAUUCUGCGGUUCGCUCGAGCUCUAUUUCAAAUAUUAGCAUUAAAGACGAAAUAUCUAUGGAUGGUAUAACAUAUACGAACUCAAGUUCGAAUAAUAGUGGCACCAGUACAAAUAUGGAAGAUACUAUGCUCACUUUCAGUAUGGGUAUCUUGCCAAUUUCCAUGGAUUGUGAUCCAGUAACGCAGUUAUCCCAAUUAUUUCAACAGGGGUCUCCCCUCUGUAUCCUCUUCAACGCCGUCAAACCACAAUACAAAGUUCCCAUCGUAUCUUCAGAUGAUCUGAAGAUUUGUAAAAAAUCUAUUUACGAUUUUAUACUGGGUUGUAAAAAACAUUUUGCAUUUAAUGAUGAAGAACUAUUCACAAUAUCAGACGUGUUCGCAAAUUCUACAACGCAGCUUAUGAAAGUUCUUAGCGUUGUCACCACACUCAUGGACUCUGCGCCUGAAAUUUUCCCAUCAUCUGAAAGAGUACAACUUCAUAUUGAUAAAGAAUUAGAUUCAUACAAUACUACGAAAGAUACCAAGCAUCAUACUAAGAAAGAUGAUGAGUAUAUUAAAAUUAUCAAAGAAUUUGUGGCUACAGAAAGAAAGUACGUUCACGAUUUAGAAAUACUGGACAAAUACAAACAACAACUAUUAGAUUACAAUUUGAUUACAUCUGAAGAAUUAUACAUGCUUUUCCCCAAUUUAUCAGAAGCUAUAGACUUCCAAAGAAGAUUUUUGAUUUCACUGGAAAUCAAUGCUUUAGUUGAACCACCAAAACAAAGAAUUGGUGCUCUGUUUAUGCAUUCGAAAUAUUUUUUCAAAAUUUAUGAGCCCUGGUCUAUUGGUCAAAAUGCUGCUAUUGAUUUUCUUACAUCAACUUUAGCUAAGAUACAAUCUUCCAAUUUCAUAAUCACCAAUAAGUUAGAAUUGCAAUCAUUCCUCUAUAAGCCUGUCCAAAGACUGUGUAGGUAUCCAUUACUGCUAAAGGAAUUAUUAUCUGCCAAUGAGGCUGUAAAUGGCGCUGAUUCUUCUACAACUGACAAUAAUGCCAAAGAACUUGAAAUUGCACUUGAUAUCUCCAAGAAAAUCGCCGGUAGUAUUAAUGAAAAUCAGAGAAGGACCGAGAACCAUCAAAUUGUGAAAAAACUUUAUGGUAGAGUAAUUAAUUGGAAGGGUUAUAGAAUUGCGAAAUUUGGAGAGUUACUGUAUUACGAUAAAGUUUUCAUUUCAACAAAUAACUCUAAUGAACCCGAACGAGAAUUCGAUGUAUAUCUUUUUGAAAAGAUUAUAAUCUUAUUUUCUGAAAUAGUACCAAGAAAAUCCUCUUCAUUGAUGUUAAAGAAGAAAAAUACUAGCGCAUCCACAUCUUCACUAACUUUGAACAGCACUAGCAAUAAUAAUAAGACAGGUUCUCAUAGCGGGUCAACGGCAUCUUUAAUUUCAGCUUCUGAACCAAAGUUGGACCUAAGAGGACGUAUAAUGAUAAUGAAUUUGAAGCAAAUCAAUCCAUUGAAUACCCAUUCUUUAAAUAUAACUUGGGAGUCUGUUAAGGAGCAAGGAACAUUUCUUUUGAAAUUCAAAAAUGAGGAAACUAGGGAUAACUGGUCUUCCUGUCUCCAAUCACUUGUUCGUAACGUCAAAAGCGAGUCAUAUAAGAGUACCAUAAGCGAACACUCCUAUAGUUCUGGAGCAUCAACUAAGUCACCAACUGUCAACUUGCAUGAUAGUAUUACAUCCAUUAGUAGUCCAGUAGCGAAUCACAUAUCUGAUUUGUUACCAAGGCAAAUUUCUCAGCAAAAGAAAAGAGUGUCUAACUUUGAAAAUCUCAACAGAGUAAUGUCAGAAACUUAUAAAAAUUCCAUUCCUGAUAAUUGCAUUCUGAUAAGAAUUUCGUUCAACUCUGAUUUUUAUACAAUACUGAUUGAAUUAAAUUCCGAUUUUAUCCAGUUACUUGAUACGGUUAAGAAGAAACUCAAUCCAUUUGGUACGAUAACGAAAAUAAAAUAUCGAGAUGAAGAUGGCGAUCGUGUCAUGCUUGCUUCUGAAGAUGAUUGGCUUGUGGCAAAAGAUAUGUUACGGGAUGGCAACGAACGUAUUCUGAAUAUAACAGCAUAUAAAUAA